Molecule: messenger RNA, 1650 nt
Organism: Naumovozyma dairenensis CBS 421
Lineage: Eukaryota; Fungi; Ascomycota; Saccharomycetes; Saccharomycetales; Saccharomycetaceae
Gene: AFG1
Product: Afg1p
Exons: 1
Coding region: 1-1650 (549 amino acids)
Biological process (GO): protein quality control for misfolded or incompletely synthesized proteins
Cellular component (GO): mitochondrion; cytoplasm
Molecular function (GO): ATP hydrolysis activity; ATP binding
Source: RefSeq, a predicted model, not a curated record
AUGAUAGUGAAUAAGAACAUUAUAAGGACAAAUUUUAUUAAGAACUCUAUACAAUACACACUUCGAUAUCACUUUACAGCACGAGAAAGGACAUUACCUAGAAUAAAGAACUCAACUACUAUCUUAUACACCUCACCUACGAUAACAGGACAAAGGUUAUUUUACAGUACUAAAUCUAAUGCCGCUACUAGCACUAUAGAAGAAAAUGGAGGUGGAACUACUAAUGCUGUCGCUGAUGAUGAUGUAAGAACACCUAUUGAAGAAUAUGAUAGGUUAGUGAGGAUAAAUCGAUUAAGAGAUGAUCCUCAUCAAAGAUCAAUUAUAAGUUCAUUAAGCAAUCUUUAUGAAUCUUUAAAAUAUUAUACCCCACCAUCGUCAUCACGAUCCACAUCAAUGUCAAAACUUACCGAUAUAAAGCGGAAGUUCUUAAAUAUAUUCAAUCAGAAUAAAGCCACGAAAGUUAAUGAAACUGACGUUCCAGUGGGGAUAUAUUUAUAUGGAGAUGUUGGAUGUGGUAAGACGAUGUUAAUGGAUCUUUUCUAUUCCACAAUCCCAUCUCAUCUUUCUAAGAAACGUAUUCAUUUCCAUCAAUUCAUGCAAUACGUACAUAAACGAUCUCAUGAAAUCAUAAAGGAGCAUCACCUUGAUGAUAAAAAAGAUGUUGAUUCUAUACCAAUCCUAGCUAAUGAGAUCUCUCAAAUUUCCAAUAUUUUAUGUUUUGAUGAAUUUCAAGUGACAGACGUAGCAGAUGCGAUGAUACUUCGAAGGUUAUUAACUUUAUUAUUAUCACCUGAUAAACAUGGGAUUGUCUUGUUUGCUACAUCUAAUAGAUCACCUGAUGAAUUAUAUAUUAAUGGAGUUCAAAGGGAAUCUUUUAUUCCUUGUAUUGAAUUGAUUAAAGAUAGGACUAAAGUUAUCUUACUUGAUUCUGAGGUUGAUUAUAGGAAAAUUCCAAGACCAAUGUCAUCAGUAUAUACUUAUCCUACUAAGGAGAGUGGUUUGAAAUGGGACUCUAAGGAAUUUAAUGAAAUUAAAAGAGCUCAUAUUAAGGAAUGGUAUGAUUAUUUUGCACAAGAUCGUCGUCAUCAGAAGAGGAAAGAUCGAAGACAAAAGGGAGAUAAUAACGCGGAAAAGUUUAAAGAUUAUUCAUUAACUAUAUGGGGUCGUGAAUUUAAGGUACCAUUAUGCUCACCACCAAGGGUAGCACAAUUUACAUUUAAAGAAUUAUGUGGACAACCACUUGCUGCGGGUGAUUAUUUAGCAUUAGCGAAUAAUUUCCAAGCUUUCAUUAUAACGGAUAUACCAUAUUUGACUAUAAUGAUGAGAGAUGAGGUGAGACGGUUUAUUACAUUUUUAGAUGCAGUUUAUGAUAAUGGUUGUAAGUUAGCCACAACUGGCGCUAAUGAUUUUACUUCAUUAUUUGUUGAACCUGAAGAUAUUUUGAAUGAUUAUGAAUUGAAAGAUUCACACAGUGAUGAUGUAAUUGAUAAAAUAGAUGGUAAUAAUGAUGAAUUAGUACUUAAGCAUGGGUUUUCUAAAGAAAUUGCAGCUAAAUCUCAUAUUUUUGCAAAGGAUGAAGAAAGGUUUGCAUUUGCAAGGGCAUUAAGUAGAUUAUCUCACAUGAGUUCUACUGAUUGGGUUACGAAAUAA